This is a messenger RNA of Suricata suricatta (meerkat), 913 nucleotides long. RefSeq names its product proteoglycan 3, pro eosinophil major basic protein 2 (gene PRG3). Lineage: Eukaryota; Metazoa; Chordata; Mammalia; Carnivora; Herpestidae. The transcript is spliced from 6 exons. The coding region runs from base 114 to 791 and encodes 225 amino acids. The record is from RefSeq and is a predicted model, not a curated record. Gene Ontology annotation, biological process: immune response.
UCUGGGGGCACUGAGAGUGGAGGCCUCAGACUCCUGGAGGAGCUGUGAAGAUACGCAGAACACCCACAAGGAAAGAAGUUGGAGUUGUGUUCCUGUCCCAAGCUUGAGUGGAUAUGAAAGGCCCGCUAAUCCUGCCCCUUCUCCUGUUGGGGACAGUUGCUGCUUUCCAUCUGGAGAAUUAUGCCCGCAGUCUCGACAGCCGUGAGACACAAGUUGAACUGAAUCAGAGUCUGGAAGGUUCAGGGGAGCAAGGAGGAGACCCGGCUCUGAUUGAUGAGGUGAUUCAGUCAGAGGAAGAAAAGGCCAAGCCUUCCGGCUCUCAGGUCACAUCUGAGCAUGAGGAGGCCGUGGAUUCGAACCUACCUGCCCCAGACAAAGACUUUGAGUGCCCAAAGGAAGAGGACAUAAUUCAAAUUCCAAGCAGUCCUGGGUGCAAGACCUGCAACUUCCUGAUGGUGCGACAGCCCAAGCCAUUUCAAUGUGCUCAGAGUAUCUGCAGUAGGUGCUACCGGGGCAACCUCGUCUCCAUACACAACUACAACUUAGAUUUUCGCAUCCUGUCCUCAGCCAGAGGGGUCUGCAUAGACGAGGUCUGGAUUGGAGGCAUCAGCAAUGGCUGGUUAUUGCAUGAGAGCUUUCGUUGGAUCGAUGGGAGCUGCUGGAAUUUUGUAUACUGGGCCGUAGGGCAGCCUGCACGAGGGCAGGGCAACUGUGUGUCCCUGCGCACCACAGGUGGACGAUGGCAGGUGACUUGCUGCCAAAGGAGAUUGCCCUUCAUCUGCUCCUUCUAAGCCCGUGGUGCCAUGGAGCCCCUGCUGGGAGCCCCCAGCUUUCACAAACCCCCUGACCUGCCUCUGCGCCCGGCCUCUGUCCCCCGGCCUCUUCUGGCCAUAAACCCAGACUUCCCACAGCA